This is a messenger RNA of Drosophila melanogaster (fruit fly), 735 nucleotides long. RefSeq names its product DJ-1alpha (gene DJ-1alpha). The coding region runs from base 25 to 678 and encodes 217 amino acids. The record is from RefSeq and is marked reviewed. Gene Ontology annotation, cellular component: nucleus; mitochondrion; cytoplasm. The transcript is spliced from 3 exons. NCBI's taxonomy places the organism in Eukaryota, Metazoa, Arthropoda, Insecta, Diptera, Drosophilidae. Gene Ontology annotation, biological process: response to oxidative stress; regulation of phosphatidylinositol 3-kinase/protein kinase B signal transduction; cellular oxidant detoxification.
CUCGUCUUGCCUUUUGAGUCUAGGAUGCUUUCAGUUUUGAGGAAAUCAUUUCCAAAUGGGGUCACCCAUGCUCAUCGCGUGAUCAGGUGCAAAUCCAACCAGGAUAAAUGUGCCAAAAACGCUCUGAUCAUCCUGGCGCCGGGAGCGGAGGAAAUGGAAUUUACCAUAUCCGCCGAUGUUCUACGAAGAGGAAAGAUCCUUGUUACCGUGGCUGGUUUGCAUGAUUGUGAACCGGUGAAGUGCUCCCGAUCUGUGGUCAUCGUGCCGGAUACUUCACUGGAAGAGGCCGUGACCAGAGGUGACUACGAUGUGGUUGUUCUUCCUGGCGGAUUAGCUGGCAACAAGGCGUUGAUGAACUCGUCUGCCGUUGGCGAUGUGCUGCGUUGCCAGGAAUCAAAGGGCGGCUUGAUUGCCGCCAUUUGUGCCGCUCCCACGGCGCUGGCCAAGCACGGAAUCGGCAAGGGGAAAUCCAUCACUUCGCACCCGGAUAUGAAGCCCCAGCUGAAGGAACUUUAUUGUUAUAUAGACGACAAGACUGUGGUCCAGGAUGGCAACAUAAUUACAAGUCGUGGUCCUGGCACUACUUUUGACUUCGCCUUGAAGAUUACCGAGCAACUGGUCGGAGCUGAAGUUGCCAAGGAGGUGGCCAAGGCAAUGCUCUGGACUUAUAAACCAUGAUGGGAAUCGAAGGAAAAGCUGAUCAUAAGUUACAUAAAAAUAAAAAUAUGAAACAUU